AUGAACCAAGUAAAUAAUUUGAAUAAAUUAAUUAAAAACACAGAGAAAGAAAGUACUAAAGAGACUGGAGAGAGUAUUAAAGAGUAUUACCUUAAUUUAAUAACAAUUGAAAAUUUAAAAGAUGAGUUAAUGAAUAAAGAAAUAGAAGAUGAGAUUAUUAAAUGGUUAGCAGAAAAUGAUAUUGAAUUAGCCAUUGAAAUUGGUAUAAAUCCUAUUCAAUUAAUAAGAGAAAAUAUUUCAAAGAAAUAUAUAAGUAAAUUAUUAUCACACAAUUCAUUAUUUAAAACGAUAGAAGAAGGAAGUAAUGAGAAAGGUAUUUCUAAAUUAAAAGGAGAGUUAAAAGAAGUUUGUUUUGAUAAGGUAAUAGCUCCAGUAUUUGAAAAUAAAUAUUAUUCUAUUUCUAUUCUUCUUCAAGCAUGGAAAAAAAGAUAUUUACUAAAACAAUCAUUUCCAGAGAUAUUUACUUGUUUUGAUAUGAAAGAAGUGUAUGAACAUGAAUCAUUAAGAAAUAAUAAAAUAUAUAAAGACUUAUUUUCAUGUGUUAAACAUCAUUCAUUUAAUGAGUCUAUCAUUAAACAAGUUGAAAUAAGUUUAAAUAAUUCUUAUGAAUUAGCUAGAUUUAGGGCUUUUGAUGGAUUUAUUACAGUGAUUGAAUUAAUGAAACAACACAAAGAAAUGAUUGGACGGUUUUGUUGUAUUUUUCAACGAUGUUUUUUAGAUUAUCAUUUUUUAAUGUUCUUUAUUGAUAAUAAUGGACUUUCAUUGUUAAAAGAUUCAAUCGAAUUAGAAGAAGUUAGAAAAAUUAUUUAUAUAAUAAAUUUAUUACCAAGUACAUGUUAUUAUCUUGAUAAAAGUGGAAUUAAUGAUUUAAUUUUAGAAUAUGCUUAUCAAAAUAAAGAUAAAUGGAGUUUAAAUUGUUGUAAAGAAAUUGCAUUGCAUGGAGAAAGAAGAGAAAAAUUAUAUUUAUUUGGAAAUGAGUUGAUUCAAGAAAAGAAUAAAAAUGGAAUUGAUAUAAUAAAGAAUUGGUAUUGGAGAGAAGAAAGUAUUAAUGAAAUUAAUAAAAUUAAAUUCACAAAUAAGAAAGAUGGGAUUAAAUUUAUAAAAGAUAUAAUAAGUAAAGAUGGUAAUGAAAAUGAUUUAACUUUUAUUCAAAGGUAUCAUUCUAUAAUGAAUUGUGUUCUUUCUGAUGAUAUUAUUCAACCAUCUAAAAAUGAAUUUACUUUAUUCUUUUUAGAUAAUUAUCCAAUUAAUACUCUUGUACAUUCAAAAUAUUAUUCAUAUGCCAAUGACUUUAUUAAUUUUAUAAUGUCCAUAAUUCAUUCAGAAUUUAAAGAAAAUAUAAUAACACUUUUAUCUUAUUUUAUCAAUACAAAAUAUCAGUCAUUACUUCCAAAAUAUUUGUAUCAAAAUAUCAUUGAUUUAUUAGAUAAAGGAUUUAUUCCUUCUGCUAUUAUUAUUAAGUAUUAUAUUGAUAAUAAAUUAAUUGAUGAAAAUCAUAAAGAACUUGUUCAAAAAGCCAUUCUUAAUGGAAUAAAAAAUAAUAUUUCAGUUGAAUUUAUUCAAUGCAUAGAUGUUAAACAACCAUUACCAAUUAUUAAUACAAUUAAUCUUUCAGAAGAAGUUAUAAAAGCUAUUCUUGAUCAUUCAGAGAAGUAUGGUAAAUGGGAAUUAAGUGAAAUGUAUUUACAACAAAGCGUGUGUGAGUUUAAAAAUGGUAAACGAGACCCGUUAUUAAUUCAUCUUUUAAGUGUAGCAAGAAAAUUAGGAAUGAAACUUGAGAUUGAAAAAGAUAUUUUAAUGUCAUUAGAACCAACAGAACAAAAUACAAUUGACCUUAUUAAUUAUUUUAGUACAUUAAAUGAAUAUGAUAAAUCAGCAAAAGAAGCAGAAGACUGUUAUACUUCUAAGUAUUUUGAACAAAAUAGAUUUGAUAGUUUUGAUGAUAUUCAAAUUCCUCUUGUUGCUAUUAUUCCUAUUGGUCCUUCAAGUGAUGAAUUCUUUUAUCCAAUAGCAGAGAAGAUGGAAGCAUUAGGAACUGAGUUUUUAUUUGAUCUUGGGAAUACACCAUUUAGAUUUAUGAAAUUGAGUAAACGGAUGUUUAAUAAUAAGAAUAUUAGUUUUCUUCGAUUCUUUUCAAUUGUUGGUAUUCUUAAUUGUGAAAAUUUAAAAGAUUAUGAAAUUAAGAAACAUAUUAAUUCUCUUCAAUCAACUGUUGAUGCUAAUUGGGAAAAUGUAUACUCUAUUCAAUUUCUUUUAAUAAAUUAUCCAUCAGAUUUACCUAAUGUUAAUACGUUUAUUAAAACAGAAGAUAAUAAAAUACAUGUCAUUAAUAAUUGUCCUAUUGUAAAAAAUAUUAUUAAUUCAGUUAUGUUACAAUUAGGAGAAAUGAAAACUAUUUAUCCUGCAUUAGCUCCUGAUAAAUAUAUUCUACCAAAAAAAACUACAACUACUUCUUUCUUAUUAAAUGCAGGUGAAGUUCAUCUUUAUCUUAAACACUUUGAUAUUUCAUUUAAGUUCUUUAAAGAUGCAUUAAAAAUGGCAAAAACUUCUAACGAUUCAUUUAGUUUAAUGAUUGCUUGUAUUGGAAUGUGUUCUUGUUUAAUAACUGAAAAAAAACCAUUUGAAGAUGUAAUAAAUGAAACUUUAGAAAUACUUAAUAAAAAAGGAGAAAAACGAUGUUGUAAACGAAUUAAAUUAUUACUUGCUCAGUAUUAUAUUGAUAUACAAAAUAACGAACAAGCAAAGAAAAUUAUUGAAGAUAUUAAUAAAAUGUAUGAUGGAAAUGAAAUUAGUGGAGAUAUUUUUGAUUGUUAUGUUGCUCUUCAACAAGCUAAUAUACUUAAUCAAUUAGGAAUGAUUCAACAUCAAAAAUAUAUUCUUCAAAGAGUAAGUUGUUUAAGUAAAGAAUUAAGUUUUGCUAAUUUUGCUAUAAAUGAAUUAGCAAGAUUAUUAAAUAUAUAUUUUAUGAAUGACAUUGAUGAAAAAGAAGAUUUAUCUUCUUUACAUGAUCAAACAAUAACAAAAGUUCAAUGGGAAUCAAUACAAUCUUAUGUAUUAUUUAGAAGUAUUUCAUUAAGAAAUAAAUAUGAUCUAAAAUGUGCUCAAAUCAUUUUAAGGCUUUUAACAAAAUAUAUUUCUUAUAUUAAAAAGGAUGAUCAACACGUUCUAUUAAAUCGUCUUAAAAUUAUUACAAAAAUAAAUGGUGAAAUGUUAACAAUUCCUUCUUCUGCUGAACCACUCCCAUUAUUAUUAUCAACUUCUAUAAUACCAUCUUCUCCAAUAAUUCAAACACAGUCUGACACUCUUGAUAGUCCAUGGAUUGUUGAUCCAACGGCAGAUAAAAAAGCAUCAGAAAAAGUAUAUCUAGUAGAAAAUGAAGAAACUGAACUUAAAAUAGCAUUUAAAAAUAAAUUGUCAAUUCCUGUGAAAGUUAAUUGUUUGUAUCCUGAAUCUACUGGUGUUAAAUUAAAAACAUUCCCUGUUUCAAUUGAAAUCCCUGAAUUAUCUACAAUAGUUUCAACUAUCAAAUUUAUCCCAUUACAUCAUGGAUUAUUAACUAUUGACAAACUUAAUUAUAGCUGUUGUUCCCUCCAUUUUAAUAUUCCAAUUAAUAUAACUGUUUGCGUUAUUCCCCCAUUACCAUUACUUAAACCUCUUUCAUUUCCUCUUUCUAUAACAGUAUUUCCUGGAGAAACUAAAACAAUACCAAUUUCUUUACUCAAUGAAGGGAAUACAGUAGUAGGUAAAGCUUUUGUUAAAGUUAAAGGUGAAGGAAUUUAUCUUCUUGAUUGUUUUGAAAAACAACUUCCAUUAGAACCUUCACAACUUGCUCAAAUAAAAGUAGGUAUUAAUACAACAAAUUCACUUCAAUCAACAAUUCAAGUCCAAUAUAAUACUUGUGAAAAAGAUUGUUUUGCUCGUUUAGUUGAAAUACCAAUUAAUGUAUUUGUUUCAACUGGACUAAAGGCAGAGUCAUGGGAAGUUCGUUCUGGAGAAAAUGAAAUUCAAAUUAGUUGUAUUUUACAUAACCCUUCAUAUAACACAUUUGUUGUUAUAAUGGAAACUUUUCAUAUGAACCAUAAACAUAAAAAAACUACUACUAUCUUUUCAGAAGCUCAAUCAAGACAUAAACUUGUUACUUAUAUCGAUAAACCUGAUGAAUUUAAUGAAGCAAUAAUAAAAGACAUUAUUAAUCGUGAAGUUAUUAUUAAAUGGCAAGAAGCUGGAGGAAGAAGUGGUCUUAUUUUAUUUGAUGAGAAAUCAUUAUUAAAGUUAUAG
Entamoeba dispar SAW760 is the source of this 4278-nucleotide messenger RNA. RefSeq lists its product as uncharacterized. Gene Ontology annotation, molecular function: protein binding. Bases 1 to 4278 code for a protein of 1425 amino acids. Gene Ontology annotation, cellular component: trans-Golgi network. The transcript has a single exon. Lineage: Eukaryota; Evosea; Mastigamoebida; Endamoebidae. The record is from RefSeq and is a predicted model, not a curated record.